Molecule: messenger RNA, 207 nt
Organism: Echinococcus granulosus
Lineage: Eukaryota; Metazoa; Platyhelminthes; Cestoda; Cyclophyllidea; Taeniidae
Product: Protein transport protein Sec61 subunit gamma
Exons: 2
Coding region: 1-207 (68 amino acids)
Biological process (GO): post-translational protein targeting to membrane, translocation; protein targeting
Cellular component (GO): membrane; Ssh1 translocon complex
Molecular function (GO): transmembrane protein transporter activity
Source: RefSeq, a predicted model, not a curated record
AUGGAUCAAGUUUCGGCGGUUACGGACCCUCUUAUUCAGUUUGCAAGGGCCUCGGUUCACUUUUUCCAUCGCUGCACCAAGCCUGAUCGGAAAGAAUUCAAAAAGAACGCCAUUGCCACUGCUGUUGGAUUUCUAGCCAUGGGCAUCCUCGGGUUCAUUAUCAAGCUCGUGUUCGUGCCUCUCAAUAGCAUUAUUGUCGGUGGUUAA